AAACAAAUAGUAAUGUGUAUCGUUUAACCCUCUGAAAGAAUCGAAUCCAAUGAUGAACCUUUGUAGGAAGGCUAAGAAUAAUGAAUGUUGGUAGUACGUAUGCAGCAUCGUUCAAAGUCGAAGCAGUCGGAUCAAUGUCCACUACUCGCGAUGAUUCGUUCGCAAUGGGAUGGCUGAUCAGAUCGACGAACGAGAGCAAUUUUUUUUUUACAGCAGAGGCGAGAUGAGACGAGCAGAGUCUGCAGGUUCACAUAUCAAAGCUGCGGCAUCUGGGUGGAGCGUGGCGGCCAGCUCGGGCUGUGCCUUGGCGUACUCGGCUCUCACAAGAGCAGCAGCUUCGUCGGCCACAUCAGCGCUGACGAGGGCAAUGCAGCAUCCUCUGAAGCCGGCCCCGCUGAACCUGGCUCCGUACACUCCUGGUGUCUUCACCAGAAUCUCGUACAGUUGUAUCAGUGGCUCGCAACCUUCACCAAAAGAAGCAGUGAAUCAGUGAUCAUCCCCCCCAGAAAGCAACAAUGGGAAAAGUGUCGAUUGGAAAGUUGGCUGUCAACUGUAGCAAAUAGUAGAAGUGGAAGUGUUUGUGAAAGAAGUUAUUACAACAAGUAAAUGAUUAGGUGGUCGGUCGAUUGUUUAACUUUUCUAUGAUCGACGAAACGAUGAAAUUACGUGACUAGUGUGGUUCCAAAAUUAAAUUUUUAAAUGUACC
Messenger RNA from Linum tenue, 706 nucleotides. The record is from the annotation of a GenBank genome assembly. Lineage: Eukaryota; Viridiplantae; Streptophyta; Magnoliopsida; Malpighiales; Linaceae.